AUGGUGGAGAAGGACGCAAACUUUGCGCAACCGGCGGUACCGAAAUUCGAUGGCCACUACGACCAUUGGGCGUUGCUGAUGGAGAAUUUACUUCGAUCAAAGGAGUAUUGGAGCUUAGUGGAAGAUGGAAUCCCAACCUUGCCAGCAAAUCCAACCCCUGAACAAACCAAGGUGCAUGAUGAUCGCAAGGUGAAGGACUUGAAGGCCAAGAGUUACCUGUUUCAAUCGAUUGAACGAAGCAUAUUGGAAACAAUUCUGUGCAAGAAUACGGCGAAAGAUAUCUGGGAUUCGAUGAAGCUGAAGUUUCAAGGUUCAACCAAGGUGAAACGCGCCCAAUUGCAAACCCUAAGACAUGAAUUUGAGAUUCUUGGCAUGAAGGAAGGGGAAUCUGUUAAUAACUACUUUUCCAGAACUCUGAGUAUUGUCAACAAGAUGCAGAUUCAAGGUGAGUCUGUACAAGAAAACCUUAUUGUUGAGAAGAUUCUGAGGUCCAUGACCGAAAAAUUCAACUAUGUGGUAUGUUCAAUCGAGGAAUCCAAUGAUGUGAGCACACUGACGGUGGAUUAG
This is a messenger RNA of Lotus japonicus, 567 nucleotides long. RefSeq lists its product as uncharacterized. Lineage: Eukaryota; Viridiplantae; Streptophyta; Magnoliopsida; Fabales; Fabaceae. The coding region runs from base 1 to 567 and encodes 188 amino acids. The transcript has a single exon. The record is from RefSeq and is a predicted model, not a curated record.